Molecule: messenger RNA, 462 nt
Organism: Musca vetustissima
Lineage: Eukaryota; Metazoa; Arthropoda; Insecta; Diptera; Muscidae
Product: NADH dehydrogenase [ubiquinone] 1 beta subcomplex subunit 9-like
Exons: 3
Coding region: 26-460 (144 amino acids)
Biological process (GO): mitochondrial electron transport, NADH to ubiquinone
Source: RefSeq, a predicted model, not a curated record
GAUUCCAAUACAAAUCUCCGCCACAAUGAAUAAUAUACCAAACGGUAUUAUUUCACACACACGCCGUGUCCAAAGCCUAUACAAGAGGGCUUUGCGUAAUUGCGAGGCCUGGUAUGAUCGCAGAGAAAUCUACCGCUAUCGUGCCGUACAAUUGCGUCAACGCUUCGAGGAGAAUCGCAAUGUGACGGAUAUGGCCAAGGCUGUGAAAUUGUUGGCUGCCGGUGAACAGGAAUUGUUCAAUACUCAGCAUUAUCAACCCAUUAAAUUGGCCAACAGUCCCGGUGGCUGUGCCUUUGAACGUGAGGUUGAGGCUCCCGAUUGGGUCUUGGACUACUGGCAUCCCUUGGAAAAGGCUCAAUAUCCCGAAUAUUUUGCCCAACGUGAACAACGUAAAAAGGAAUUCGUUGCCUGGUGGGAGAAACAAUACGGCAAACCUGAUCCCAAGGAUUUGCAUCAUUAGGA